Puma concolor (puma) is the source of this 1953-nucleotide messenger RNA. RefSeq names its product thromboxane A synthase 1 (gene TBXAS1). The record is from RefSeq and is a predicted model, not a curated record. Gene Ontology annotation, molecular function: iron ion binding; heme binding; steroid hydroxylase activity. NCBI's taxonomy places the organism in Eukaryota, Metazoa, Chordata, Mammalia, Carnivora, Felidae.
CUUUAUAAGGAGACACUCUGAUGAACAGCACAUUUUGGGGACCCACUUGGUGUGUGUGUUCUUGGUUGCCUGUUCCUUCUUCCGUCUGUACAGCGUGGUCCCUGUAACGGCAGGGGCAUCAGCCUCCCUCUUUCCUCUGGAGGACCGCCCCUCUUGGGACUCUGAGGAACAAUGGAAGUCUUGGGGUUUCUCAAACUGGAAGUGAAUGGCCCCAUGGUGACAGUGGCCCUGUCAGUGGUCCUCUUGGCCCUCCUGAAAUGGUACUCCACAUCAGCGUUUUCAAGACUGGAGAAGCUGGGCAUCAGACACCCCAAGCCUUCUCCUUUUGUUGGAAACUUGGCAUUUUUCCGCCAGGGUUUCUGGGAAAGCCAAAUGGAGCUCAGAAAGCUACACGGACCUCUGUGUGGGUACUAUCUUGGUCGCCGGAUGUUUAUUGUUAUCUCUGAUCCAGACAUGAUCGAGCAGGUGUUGGUUGAGAACUUCCAUAACUUUACCAACAGAAUGGUGUCUGGCUUGGAGUCCAAACCCGUAUUGGACAGCGUCCUGUUUUUACGUGACAAAAGAUGGGAAGAGGUCAGAAGUGUCCUGACUUCUGCUUUCAGUCCUGAGAAGCUCAAUGAGAUGACUCCCCUAAUCAGCCAAGCCUGUGACAUGCUCCUGGCUCACUUAAAAGGCUAUGCGGAAUCCGGGGAUGCUUUCGACAUCCAGAGGUGCUACAGCUGCUACACUACAGAUGUGGUUGCCAGUGUCGCCUUUGGCACCCAGGUGGACUCCCGGGGGGCUCCUGAGGACCCCUUUGUGAAGCACUGCAGGCGUUUCUUUGCGUACUCCAUCCCCAGGCCGAUCCUGGUUUUAAUCUUAUCAUUUCCAUCCAUAAUGGUCCCACUGGCCCGGAUUUUGCCCAAUAAGAACCGAGAUGAACUGAAUGGCUUUUUUAACAAACUCAUUAGGAAUGUGAUUGCCUUGCGGGACCAGCAAGCAGCAGAAGAGAGGCGGAAAGAUUUCCUCCAACUGAUCCUGGACGCCCGACAUUCCUCCACCUCCGUGGGCGUGGAGAGCUUUGACAUGGUCAGACAAGUCUUCUCCACCGACUGCGCAGCGGGUCCCUCCCACCUGCACCAGCCCAGACGCCUGUCCAAGCCUCUGACUGUGGAUGAGGUCGUGGGCCAGGCCUUCAUCUUCCUCAUUGCUGGCUACGAGAUCGUCACCAACACGCUCUCUUUUGCCACCUACCUCCUGGCCACCAACCCUGACUGCCAAGAGAAGCUUCUGACAGAGGUGGACAGCUUUAAUGAGCAAUUCCCGGCCCCUGACUACUGCAGCCUCCAGGAACACCUGCCCUACCUGGACAUGGUGAUUGCAGAGACCUUGAGGAUUUACCCACCAGCUUUCAGGUUCACGCGAGAGGCGGCGCGAGACUGUGAGGUUCAGGGGCAGCGUAUCCCGGCAGGCGCCGUGGUGGAGAUGGCGGUGGGCGCCCUGCACCAUGACCCUGAGUACUGGCCAAACCCCGAGGCCUUCGACCCUGAGAGGUUCACGGCAGAGGCCCGGCGGCGCCGACGUCCCUUCACAUACCUGCCGUUCGGGGCGGGCCCCCGGAGCUGCCUCGGGGUGCGGCUGGGGCUGCUGGAGAUCAAGCUGACGUUGCUCCACGUCCUGCGUGAGUUCCGGUUCGAGGCCUGCCCAGAGACGCAGGUACCACUGCAGCUAGAAUCCAAAUCUGCCCUAGGUCCGAAGAACGGCAUCUAUAUCAAGAUUGUCUCUCGCUGACAGUUUUAUGAGGACACCCCCCCAAAUGCAAAGGAAACCUUGAUGUGGAAAUUCAGAUUUGGGGGAAAACAUCACUGAAGCAAUUGAAAGGGUGCCCACCAUGCAAGUAUAAAAGAGGUCUUUACAUAACUUUUCCCAAAUGUUCCUGAACAUUUAAUAAAUGUUUCUUGCAUUUAGUUUUAA